This is a messenger RNA of Pseudo-nitzschia multistriata, 2469 nucleotides long. The record is from the annotation of a GenBank genome assembly. NCBI's taxonomy places the organism in Eukaryota, Bacillariophyta, Bacillariophyceae, Bacillariales, Bacillariaceae.
GCUUCAAGCGUUAGUGCAACAUUGCAUAGGUACGAAGCUGAACCCGUUCCACUCGAAUUUUGCAAAGUGUUGCUUCUUCACGUCGCAUUGCUAACGAACUAUUGAACAACAAAAACAAAGGCAGAAUACAGAAUACAGAAGCACGAUCGACAAAACGCAUCCGAACGACUAGGUGCCUUUGUUAAUUACAUACAUACACUCUCCCAACUCGUACCUUCAUCCCUGGUAGUGUCAAAUCCAAACACCAGGGUCAGACCAGAAGAAGUAUACAAGAACAAGCAUCGCGAUUUUCAAGUAGUUGUUGUCACCAUGAUUGCGAAAUCUCUCUCGAUACUUGUGUUUGUUUUUCUAUCCGAAAGCAUGGGCUUUGUUGUUGCUGAUGUGGUUUCCAUUGCGAUGGAGAACCCAAUUGCUCACCAACAGCGAUGCACGUCGCGAACUUUUUCUCGGACAGAGGGUGGCGCCAUGAUUGUGGCCCCUCUUUUCGAUGACAAGAAUGCAACAGACGAUGACGAAACGGACGGUGUCGGCGACUGGGAUGCCCUCUAUCCGUUCUGCCCAGAUGGCUAUUAUUGCGACCUGUCGGAAGAAACAGACAAAGACGGGGCUAGCUUUGUACUAGGGCUUUGCAGGCCGUGCUCUGGGAGUUUCGACGCAUGCGAGCCUGAUCCCGCCCUCACCGAAGGCACCGGCAGCGAGGCAUCUACGGAGUAUUUUAUGGGACAAGCGGUCGCCGCGGAGUGCAAAGCUCAGUGCGGGACGGAAACGAACACGUGUUCGUUCACGAAACCAUGCUCCAAUGGUUUGUUUUGCAACUUCGAGAACGGCAUCGAGGGUGGCCGCUGCGAGGGGUGCCCCGUUCACAUGUACUUUUGUGAAAACGAAAACCGUGAAAACCUCGGCCAGAACCUCAAGAACCUCACAGACGAUGGAGUUUUCGCCUGUCAAUCGUCGUGUAGUGUGAAUUGCAACCCCGAGGGUGCGCUCAGGAUCACGGAGCAAGCACCAGAAACUUCCGAUCGAGAAGAGGAUACUACAGCUAUUGACGACGUGGUGAUACUAUUUGGAUCACCGCAGAUGACCGCAACCGGUCCGAUUGUGAACUGCGGAUUGGGUUUGGAGCCGUGCGAAGGCGCAGCAGGCGCAGUUUGUUUUAUAGAGCGUGGUAAAGCCCCAUUUUCUAACAAGACUAUUAACUGUUACGAAGGAGGUGGUGUUGCCGCUGUAAUUUACAACGUAGAGGCGAAAUGCGACAAUAUUGACGGAACUUUUAAUGGACGUGAGACUUUCAUCCCAACCGUAACGUUGAGGCACAUUGAUGGGAAAUCUAUACUGAAACAAGUCGCUGCAAUGCCAGAAGGAACACAUUUGCUAGCUACAGUUGAGGUUGGUGGCAUCGAUAGAUCUCCCGGAGACUGUUGGCUAGGUUGCACCGAGGGCAAUGAAUGCGAAGGAACGGAUUUGGAGUGCAAUUUCGACAACAUCGAGUACGGUGAUUGCAGAGCGACGGAGUUUCGAGUCGAUUGCAAUCAAAUGUUUACAGACGGUCUUACUGGACACUUGCCGUGCACUUCUGAGACAGAAUUCUGCGACUUUAGCAAGGGGAGAAGAGGCUUCUGUGCCCAGUGUCCCGAAACCGAUGCGGACUGUUUCUUUCUCGACCUGAACGGUCAAGGAGCAACAGAGUGUGUCGCGAAAUGUUUCACCAGUCCUGUAGAGCAAACGGAACUGCGGUCUGCACCGUGCAAAUUCUGUCCGAGGGGACAAUUUGAAAUCGGAGAUGUUGGAGAUGGUUACUUUUCAACCGAAAAGGAUGUGGAGGUGGAAACUCCCUGCCAAUUUUGCGCGGCCAAAUCUGAAGCAACCUGUGCCGACGUCGAAAAUUGGGACAUGGAGUAUCCAUACCGGACGUAAGUUGGUUUUGAUCUUCCGGGAGUUUAGUUUGAUAAACAAUUUUUGUUGCGGUUUCAUUGCUAACUAUUUACUUAUGUAUGAUUUUUCUCUCAGGAUUGAAAUGUUCCCAGAUGUUUAUGUCGAAUGCUGGGCAGUAGCCGAGUUUUACCGUAGGAUGAACAUAGAGGCAGAUACUCCAGAGUGUGCAUCUGGCAGAAGCUGGAACUACAUUUGUGGCUGCAGUGACUCACUCGGAUAUGCAGGAGCAAAAACCAAGAAGAAACAACUCAUGUUGGAAUGGUUCCCACGRGUUGGAGCUAUAUUAUCCAUUUUGGUAAGAGCCCCGAUCUUGUGAAGUUUUUAUACAAGUGUUUGUUGCAUUUUUCAAGACCGGAAUUUUCAUGUAACACGUUCUUUUUCGCCUUCUUCAUGCAAUUUUUCGAAAUACGUAGGGGUCUUCCUUUAUGAUCAUUGGUGUCCUGAGAGAUAAGCAAAAGCGCAAGAGAGUGAUAGGCGAACUCAUCAUUUUCUUAUGCUGCUUUGAUAUCAUCGGUUCAAUUGCAUAUGCAUUUACAA